This is a messenger RNA of Dipodomys ordii (Ord's kangaroo rat), 1161 nucleotides long. It is a transcript of the gene Mpig6b, whose product is annotated as chromosome unknown open reading frame, human C6orf25. NCBI's taxonomy places the organism in Eukaryota, Metazoa, Chordata, Mammalia, Rodentia, Heteromyidae. Gene Ontology annotation, cellular component: plasma membrane. The record is from RefSeq and is a predicted model, not a curated record. Gene Ontology annotation, biological process: platelet formation; blood coagulation; megakaryocyte development. The coding region runs from base 1 to 735 and encodes 244 amino acids. The transcript has 5 exons.
AUGGCCUUGGCUCUGCAGCUGCUGCCUCUGCUGUUAUGGAAGGCCAACGGGGACCCAUUGGCUUCUCUGCAAGGCCACCCAGGGGACCGGGUGAAUCUCUCCUGCGUGGGGGUCUUGCACCCCACCCGCUGGGCUUGGGCGCCUAGCUUCCCGGCCUGCAAAGGCCUGUCCAAAGGUCGCCGCCCUAUCUUGUGGAACUCCUCCAGUGGGACCCCAACAGUGUCCCCUCUGCAGCAUUUUGCUGGCCGCCUCCGCCCCCUAGGCACUAGUAUUCGGCGGCUGGAACUGCUCUUGAGCGCUGGGGACUCGGGCACUUUUUACUGCAAGGGUCGCCAAGAGAAUGAGAGCCGGACCGUGCUUCAAGUCCUGGGGGACAGGGCCUAUUGCAAGGCCUUGGGGCCUACCCACGGGUCUGCGUAUCCCCAGGUUCUGAUCCCGCUGAUGGGCGCAGGGCUGGUGCUGGGACUGGGAGCGCUGGGCGUGGUCUGGUGGCGGCGCAGAUGUGUUGGUCACCUUCUCUCCGUCCCUCAGCUCUAUCCCUCCCACAUAGCUCUGUACGUGAAUGUUGAGCCCCAGAGGCCCAGACUGGAGGGAGAACCCAAGAUUCCAGGAAACCUGGAGCAGGAACCGAGCCUGCACUAUGCCAAUCUGGACCAAAUGGCCCUCAGAAGGCCCCGACGGCUGUCCGAAGUGGUCUCUGCUGAUGCUUCCACUGUCUAUGCAGUUGUCGUUUGAAGGGAAGGCCUGGUUCUAAGUUUUCUAAGCUGGAGUCUCCCAGCUCUCCACAACCCCCAGCCCCUUCUUGGAUUGUCACCUAGAAGAAGGCACUGUGGAACAGAAACAAUCUGGGAGUCUGGGACCUACGCAUCCUGGGCUAUGGUUACCAUCGCUCUUGUUCUUCAGUUCUGAAUCUUUUCAGUCUCUCCCAUCAUGGAUGUCCUCUCUAAGCAUGAUGGGGCUCUGUCCAUAUCCCCAUUUUUAAGGCAUCAAUAACUCCAGAUUGUUGCUCUUUCUUUUCCCUUCCCUUUUUGAAUGCCUCGUUGGCUGAAAUUGCUCAUUUACUAUUCAUAAGAUUGCCAGUGGUGUCCUAAUUGACAUUAUUAUGGUUCUUUUUUUUUGGGGGGGGAGGUCCAGUCGUGUGGCCUGAACUUUGGGCCUGGG